Acaulospora morrowiae is the source of this 216-nucleotide messenger RNA. NCBI's taxonomy places the organism in Eukaryota, Fungi, Glomeromycota, Glomeromycetes, Diversisporales, Acaulosporaceae. The record is from the annotation of a GenBank genome assembly.
AAUUUUAGCACGAUUGCUCGUCACGUCUAUUGAUCCUUUGGUCCUUGCAGUGGCCGCGCAUGAUUUGGGGCAAUAUGUAAAGUACUAUCCUAACGGGAAAAAAUUUUUGCAAGAAAUUGGUGCUAAACAGCAGAUAAUGGAGUUAAUGACGCACGAGGAUCCCGAAGUUCGGUACCAUGCCUUGAUAGCAGUGCAAAAAUAUAUGGCCCAAGCAUG